GUGCUCCUAUGCGAGGCGGCGCUGAACUGGCGCCACGGAGGGGCCUUCAUCGGUUGCGACUCCGAUGCGCAGCAGCUGUCGGCUGCUGCCGCCAACGCUGCCGGCAUCCGCCGGGCGGCCCCGGUGGAGGUGCUGCGCGCGAACGCGGCCGUGGAAGGCGGGCUCCCGCUGCCCACCGCGUCGGUGCACAAGAUCCUUACGGAUCUUCCCUUCGGCAAGCAGUUUGGGACGCUGCGCGACAAUGAGGCCCUCUGGUAA
Symbiodinium sp. CCMP2456 is the source of this 258-nucleotide messenger RNA. NCBI's taxonomy places the organism in Eukaryota, Dinophyceae, Suessiales, Symbiodiniaceae. The record is from the annotation of a GenBank genome assembly.